Messenger RNA from Bombus impatiens (common eastern bumble bee), 3231 nucleotides. Its product is annotated as polycomb group protein Psc. Gene Ontology annotation, molecular function: promoter-specific chromatin binding; metal ion binding. The record is from RefSeq and is a predicted model, not a curated record. Gene Ontology annotation, biological process: negative regulation of transcription by RNA polymerase II. Gene Ontology annotation, cellular component: PRC1 complex. Lineage: Eukaryota; Metazoa; Arthropoda; Insecta; Hymenoptera; Apidae. Bases 468 to 2978 code for a protein of 836 amino acids. The transcript has 4 exons.
GAAAGGAGGAAGGAAGGAAGGAAAGGAGGAAGGAAGGAAGGAAGGAAGUAAAGAAGGAAGGAAGGGGGAAGGAAAAAGAGAGAAUCGGGUCGAAAUCGUCGGACAUGUGCGCGGCGCUGUGCUCGCAGGCAGCAGGGACGUGAUGGUACGUAGCUCGCGGCGUGCAAGUUAUCAGGAUUGCUCGCGGUCACGGGUUCGUGACGACCAUGGUGAGGAGUGCGACGGCGUGAGCGACGACAACGAGCGCGCUAUCGCGAGAGAGAGCCUCGGGGCGCCGCACGCCGACGGACGGAGCGGCGUUGCCACCUCUCUUCGCCCGCUGCACCGCGAGAAGCGAUACGGCAACCAAGAACACCGUCGUUGCCACGUCCGCUGCUACGUUCCGCUGCCAGCCGGGACGGCAGCUCGCUGCUGGCCACGGCGACCAUCUCUCUCGCUACGCUGCUGUUUCAGAAUCGACUAACGACAUGGAGGCAAAGGAGAGGGAGAAGCCGCUGGUUAAAGACUUGAACGAACAUAUCGUGUGUCCUCUCUGCAGAGGCUACCUCAUAGACGCAACGACCCUCGUGGAAUGUCUACAUUCUUUUUGCAGAGGUUGCAUAGUCAGAAGGUUGAGCAGUGGUGCCAGAGCGUGUCCCGUGUGCAAUGUCGCAACGUCUCCGCCGCUCUUGCCGGACGUAAAGCUACAACGACUGGUGUAUCUCGUAGUACCCGGCCUCUUCCGGUCGGAGCUCGAACGAAGGCGUCAUUUCCGGCUGGUCAAUCCGCAAUGCCCACCUUUAGCCCUUCCAUUGGGUGCUCUAGACUUAACCUUGGACGAUUUCGUCAGCCUGAGCUUGUGCGAGCUCGACGAACCGGAAGAGGAGGCGGUCGCUCGCGAGCCGGAGAACCGUGUCGGGUCACGACACCGAGCGAACAAUACCGAUCAAACGAAACACGAGGAGCCGAUCAAGGUUCGAAGCACGCGGUAUCUCAAGUGUCCGGCAGGAGUGACGGUUCGUCAUCUGGUGCGAUUGUUGAUGCUGAAGAGAGGAUGGGAGGAGGCGAAUUCUUACGGGGCGAUCGUCAACAAAAUCGAGAUUCUCUGCGAGAAGAGCGACGAGAACCGGCGCAAUAGCACGAAAACGAUGGUACUGGACCAAUCGUGGACUCUACUGGACCUCGCCUGCAUAUUCGGCUGGAAAAGAGAAGCACCCAUGAAGCUGUUUUAUCGCAUUACGCGCCGGGAGGCUAUUAUUCCUCAAUCGAGCGACAGUUCCUUCAACGACGAAACGACCGAGGAUACCGCGACCAUGGAAAAUAUUCAGAGGCCGCCGACACCACCGCCGAGCCCCAAGCCGCCGCAGGAGUGCGAAGUCGAGGCUCGUAGGAUUUUAGAAAGCAGCAACGUACCCCCUCGAUCCUUGAAGACCAAUUUGGAACGCGACAAGGAACCGAAGGCGAAGAAACCGAGGUGCAAAGUGACUCCGGUUAUGAGGACUCCUAAUCUCGUACCGAUACAAAACAAUCACGCACCUGAGAGUUCCAAGACCAAAGACCUGACGAAGCUGGAACACCACAAGCACAAGAAACGACGAAACAAACGAGUGAUCGCUGAGAUCACCACCACGCCGCGGGAGGAUCUAUUGAAACUGAAGGUUCGGUUGACCCCGUGUCCACCGAGAAUCACGUCGAGCAGCGCGACCGGCCAGGCAAAAGAGAAAUUGCUGCAGAUGAGAGCCGUUAGACGAGAAAAGAUCAAAGCGACGACGAUAAGUCAGCAACGAUCGACAGGCGCGUUGGUGGCUCCAGGGGAAGGUGCAGUUACGAAAGAGAACCUCGGAGAGACAGAGGAGACCAUCGAAGAAAUUAUAGACAGCAUACCCGACGAGGUCGUUCGAAUCGCACAAAAUAUAACUACUCCUCCGACGGAGGAUACUUCCGCCUCGGUCGAUAAGGUGGAUCAGAGAAGCAUACAGCAGAGUUGUAGACCAUCGUCGAAGAAGGAAGAAACUUUGCCGGAAAUCGUGAAAAGAGUGGAACAGGUCGAAUCAGAACGUCCGAAGAAGGACGAGGAGAUUCUUCGAAGAUUGGGUCUGGUAGCCGUGAACGAAGCCAGCGACAAUUUCCGGGAUAAAGCGAAGCAACGCGUGCAAAACAACGGGGAGAAGAUCGAUAACUUGAACAGAGAGAAACUCGAGAAACAAUUGCGCGAAAGUAAAGCGAAUCGUGUGAGAAGCUUGUUGGCUGAGAAACAGAUGCGCGACGCGUUGAAAACAAUGUCGAAGACGAAAGAGGAACAACAUGCUGCGCCCAUUCAGGUCAGCGCCCCUCCGAAAAAGAAAGGUCCGCCACCACUAGCGCCACUGCGCGUCGCCAAGCCUUCCGGGUUUGCCACGUCGAGCGCCAUUUUAGAACCGAACAAUUCCAAAUACGAGAUCCCACUGGAUCUAAGCAGCGGUGGAGCGGUUCACAAUAACGUUCUCGAUCUGUCUGCGAAUUUAUCGGUCGGUAAUUAUUCCUCGUCCCCUGCCUCUUCGUCGUCCUCUUCACCUUCGUCCUCUUUGUCGUCGUCGUCGUCGUCGUCGUCGUCGUCGUCCUCGUCCUCGUCAUCCUGUUCCCUGUCCUUGUUGAAACCAAGGCCAUCGCGACCAUCGAUCCCUACAGGAAACUUACUAAGAGGAAAAGCGAAAGACUUGGAGCAACGACGAGGUCAAGACUCCAAUCUAGUGACACUUUCCGACGCGGCUGUGUCCCUGUUAAGCGGCUGCAUCACCGACGAGAAUUCGAUCGAUCCUUUGGUACUCAGCUCUGCCAACCUCGCCAGCAAAGUCGCUCUGCGAAUACCGCAACCUCAUCAAAGAAUCUCCGGUUUCGGAAUGAAAAUCAAACCAAACUUGAGUAUCAGGCACAUUCCUAAUCCUCAGGCUGUGGUCGCGUCGCAAUACAGGAAUCAAAGAGUCAGUUACUUCAAUUCUGCCUCGCAACAGCCACCGUAAUUCUUUCUCCGCUAACAGUACGAGCUAUCCUCCUGUGUAUCCUCCAUUCUUUUCACCACUUCCUAUGGUAAUAGCCAACAAUCUGGUCGGUGUCUCUGACUUUUGUCCAACUUUAAAAAUCGUUACCGAGAAUGAGCAAACUAUCGCGACAAAGAUUUUAUUUUUAUUUUAUUUUUAUGCACUCGUCCAUUGCAGCUAAAGCGAUAAAGUUGUCGACGAGAAGCGUCCUCUCCGAUGAUUUUCGAACGUGUUA